Passer domesticus (house sparrow) is the source of this 1166-nucleotide messenger RNA. RefSeq names its product retinol dehydrogenase 12-like. The record is from RefSeq and is a predicted model, not a curated record. NCBI's taxonomy places the organism in Eukaryota, Metazoa, Chordata, Aves, Passeriformes, Passeridae. The transcript has 6 exons. The annotation marks the transcript as partial.
CACCGGCCGGGCAAAGGUCCUGCUGUGCCCUCUGUCCCCAGCCCCACCCCGCGCCCGGCCAUGGAGCUGCUGGGGGCUCUGAGCCCCCCGUGGUGGCUCCUGCUGGCCCUGCCGCUGGCCCUGCUGCUCUGGGCCACGCGCAGCAGCCCCUGGGACCCCCGCAAGUGUCCCACCGACCUGACGGGCAAGACAGUGAUUGUCACCGGAGCCAACAGCGGCAUCGGCAAGUGCGUGGCCAUGGACCUGGCGCGCCGGAACGCCCGCACCAUCCUGGCGUGCCGGAGCCGGGAGCGGGGCCAGGCGGCCGUGGAGGAGAUCCGGGCGGCCACGGGGAACGCGGCGGUGCUGCUGCGGCCGCUGGACACCGGCUCGCUGGCCUCGGUGCGCGCCUUCGCCCGCGCCGUGCUCCGCGAGGAGCCGCGCCUCGACGUGCUGGUCAACAACGCCGGCGUCACCGGUUUGCCCUUCGCCAUCACGUCGGAGGGCUUGGAGCAAACCUUCGUCACCAACUACCUGGGCCCGUUCCUGCUCACCAACCUGCUCCUGGACCUGCUGAAGGCCUCGGCGCCCGCCAGAGUGGUCAACGUGUCGUCGUUCCGGCACAGCGCGGGCACGGCCGACAGCGGGUACCUGACGGGGCAGCGGCGCCCGGGCGGGCACGACGCCGCCUACAACAGCACGAAGCUGAUGAACGUGCUCUUCACCAACGAGCUGGCACGGCGCCUGCAGGGCACAGGGGUGACGGCCAACGCGCUGAGCCCCGGCGUGGUGAGCACCAGCAUCAUGCGCCACUUCAGCUGGGCCGUGCGGGCGCUCUUCGUCCUCCUCCGCCCCUUCAUGAAGUCGGCCGAGCAGGGCGCUGCCAGCACCAUCUUCUGCGCCGUGUCGGAGGAAGCCGCGGGCAUCAGCGGGAAAUACUUCGACAGCAGCUGCCGGCUGGCGCUGCCCUCGGCGGCCGCCCGCGACCCCGCGCUGGCACGGAAGCUCUGGGAGGCAUCGGAGCGGCUCACGGGGCUCUCGGGGCAGGACUGAGCCAGCGGGAUGUCACCCCUCAGCGCGGGAAGGGGGGACACGGGCGCCGCUCUGCUCCCGCUGUGCUGCCCAGGGGACACCACGGCGCCGGGCAGCUGUGGCUGUGACGCUUUUAUUAAAAACCCCGGCGCUAC